Messenger RNA from Pan troglodytes (chimpanzee), 2042 nucleotides. RefSeq names its product family with sequence similarity 187 member B (gene FAM187B). The coding region runs from base 835 to 1944 and encodes 369 amino acids. The record is from RefSeq and is a predicted model, not a curated record. Lineage: Eukaryota; Metazoa; Chordata; Mammalia; Primates; Hominidae. The transcript has 2 exons.
UUUAGUAGAGACGGGGUUUCACCACGUUGGCCAGGCUGGUCUUGAACUCCUGACCUCAGGUGAUCCGCCCGCCUCAGCCUCCCAAAAGUGCUGGGAUUACAGGCUUGAGCCACCGAGCCCAGCCCGAGAGGAUUUGUUUACUGCUUUAUCCCCAGUGCUAAGAAGUGUGCCCAGAACAUAGCAAGAGUUCAGGAAAUAUGUGUUGAGUGUUCACAUGUGACACCUUCAUGCUCUUAUUUCAUCCCUGGGAAUGUAGUCUCACCCCUGGGAAAGGAAGAGGGGCAGGUAGUAGAGAAAACUCUGAAUAGACAAAUUAAGUUUGCUCCUUUCCCAGCAAAAUGGAGGGCUUGGAAUAGAAAUUAAAUAUGGUCAGCGGGUACAGUGGCUCACGCCUGUAAUCCCAACACUUUGGGAGGCCAAGGUGGGAGGAUGGCUUGAAGCCAGGAGUUCGAGACCAGCUUGGGCAACAUAACAAGACCCCCGUCUCUACAGAAAAAAAUUUAAACUAGCUGGGCAUGGUUAGCAUGCACCUGAAGUCCCAGCUACUCAAGAGGCUGAGGUGAGAGGAUUACUUGAUUCCAGGAGUUUGAGGCUGUAGUGAGCUGUGAUUGCAGCACUGCCUUCCAGCCUGGGUAAAAGAGCGAGUCCUUGUCUAAAAAAAAAAAAAAGAAAAACAGUGUUGUCAGCUUGUCACAAAACAAAAGGGGAUGGUGACCUCACACACACAUGUGGUAGCUGCAAUUCAUCCCACUGCCCAGGGCUGAGGCCAGAGUUCAUGGGUGACCUCACAAUUUUUGGGGUGGCACCAGCCCACUGCCACAGCCCCAGUCCACUAUGCCACCCAUGCUGCGGCUGCUGCUCCACUUUGCUGCCCCGGCACUGGGGUUCUACUUUUCCAUCAGCUGCCCCAGUGGUAAGCAGUGCCAACAGGCCCUACUCUCAGGCAAUGAUAUUCUCCUGUAUUGCAACUCCUCGGGGGCGCACUGGUACUAUUUAUUCACACAAGGCAAGAAGGGCAGGCUCACCAGCCUCACCAAUAUUUCCAAUAUGGAAAUAAUGCCCGAGGGCAGCCUUCUUAUAAAAGAUCCAUUGCCCUCCCAGAUGGGCCUCUACCACUGCUGGAACAAGAAUGGCCGCCAAGUGGUGCAGUAUGAAAUUGACUUUCAGGAUGUCACCACCCUGCAUAUAACACACAAGGACCUGGGGCAGAGGCCCCUGCUGAACGAGACCCUGCAUUUGGGCAGCAGACAGCUCAUUUUUACCCGGUGGGAGCCCUGGCAGGACUGCAACCGCUGUGAGGAGCCGGGCGAGCGUAAACGCCUGGGGUACUGCUACAUUGAGGAGCCUCUGGAGGAAGCCAUGCCCUGCUGGCUCUAUCUGGGAGAGGUGCUGGUGUGGUCUAGCCGCUUGCGGCCUGAGCUGCAGGUGGAAGCCUGCCACGUCCAGUGCACCAAUAACACACAGUUAAGGGUGGAUUACGUCAUUUUUGACAACUUCAGGCUCGAUGAGAAGACAGAAUUUGUGUGGCUCGACUGUCCCUUAGGAUCCAUGUACAGGCCCGUCAACUGGCGUGCCAACGACACCCCCCUGACGUGGGAGAGCCAGCUCUCCGGCCAGGACUUCACCACCUUUCUGGACCCCUCCACCGGCGGCAGGCAGCUGCAGGUUUUCCAGCCGGCCGUCUACAAGUGCUUCGUGCAGCAGGAGCUCGUGGCCCAGUUCAAACCCGCCGCCAGUCUGGAGACGCUGGAGGCUCAGUGGAGAGAGAACGAUGCCCAGUGGCGGGAGGCAAGGAAGGCCCUGCGGGGCAGGGCGGACUCCGUGCUCAAGGGGCUGAAGCUGGUGCUGCUCGUGGUCACCGUCCUGGCCCUGCUGGGGGCGCUGCUCAAGUUCAUCCACCCUUCCCCGGGCAGGAGAAGCACACAGGUGCUGGUGGUGAAAUAAAGUGAGCCCCCGGUGCACAAGCGGACCCGGCCUCCGGUUCUCUCUUAGCCACAGCCGCCCCUUCUGUCACUUCCGCCCCCGUGCCCCAUAGCCCAGGG